AUCUACAAUGUUUUGAAACGAUUCAAAAGCGCGCCUGUGAACUUAGUGGUUGUUGUUUCAGUGUUGAUACAGUGCUGCGUAUACAAAAAUGUAUUUAAUUAGUUACACAUUAAUGUGGAUAAUAAUGGAUAUGAUAGUAAAUGCAGACGUAAAUCCCUAUAUGCGCGCGCUAAACACGCGUCCGUGGCAGAGCAUACAGGACUAUGUAAUGGUUCGUCCUGGAGCUUACAUAUUUUACUGGCUCUAUUACGCUGAUGGAACUAGGGAUGGUGCUGAACAAAAGCCACUUAUAAUAUGGGUACAGGGUGGGCCUGGUUUUGCUGCAAGUGGAAUAGCAAAUUUUGCAGAAAUAGGCCCGCUCAGUAUGGAUUGGCAGCCGCGUAAUCACACGUGGGUAAAAGGGAGAAACGUAUUGUUAAUAGACCACCCAGUGGGUACCGGAUUCAGUUAUGUUAAAAACAGGUCAUUGCUUGUAAAAACGGAUCAAGAAGCAGCUAUCGACCUCUCGAAAACUAUAAAGGCCUUCUUUAGAACACAUAAAGGAUUUCGUAAAACGCCUACUUAUAUUUUUGGCCAAAGUUAUGGUGGCAAACUAUGUCCUAGGCUGGGAUUUUAUUUACAUACGGCAAUUGAGAAAAAGCGUCUAAAAAUGAAUUUGAAAGGACUUGGCAUUGGCAGCGGAUUUGUAGACCCAAAGGAGAGUGCCUUGGUUUAUUCAGAUUUCCUCUAUAACAUGGGUGUCAUCGAUCAAACUACAUAUUUAAAAGGUAUGACUAUUGCAAGAAAAUUGUGCUCCCAUAUUGACAAGAAGGAAUACGUUAUGGCUGGAGAAUGGGAUAGAGUUUUAUUUGAAACCCUUCGUAAUGAAUCUGGGAUGGAAAUUAACUUUAACAAUAUUAAUCAAAUUAGUCCGUACCCUGCUUUAGAAUUGCUAGAGAAAAACAUAAACAUGUACGUAAAACCAACACUCGUUAGUGUAGUGAACCAGAGUUUGGAAUGGAAAUAUAUAUCUCAUGCCGUUUUUUAUAACUUAAAUGAUAAUUUUCUAGUUCCCUCUACAAAAUUCUUAGAAAUGCUACUAAAUAAUACUAAUUUGAAGAUAAGCGUAUAUAAUGGGAAUUUAGACGUCGUUACACCACUAGCUGGAGCAUCGAAUUGGGCACACAAGUUGAAGUGGCAUGGGGCACAAGAUUUUAAGAAUGCCAAAAGAAAUAAAAUACGUGGCAUUAGAAAUGGAUUUUAUAAGGAGGCAAAACAUUUGAGUUUUUGGUGGGUCUUUGGUUCCGGACAUUGGGUACCUGAAGAUAAUCCUGAAGCAAUGGACCACAUACUAGAACACAUUAUGUCAGAUGAUGUAAAAUAGAGGGAAUACAUGUCUACAGAUUUAUUACAUGUUAAGAACAUGAACAAUAUUAUUAAAACAAGAAAUAUCGAAUUUUUAUCAAUUUAAUCGAAUUGUCACUAUAAAUAAUGUUUAUUAUACAUUUAUAUAUUUGGCUAAAUAAUAUAUACAAAGACAGUUAAAAUUUAUACUUCAUUAUAAAUAUCUAAUAUAUACAUUAUUUUUAAGCACCACGCUGAGAUUAUAUACAUAAAAAAACUCAUAUAGCUACUAUUUCAGCGAAAUACUUUACCGCUGUCUAUGGCAGUAUAUUUUAUUUGUAUAUAAUUAUGUUUGGAUUAAAUCAGUCUCUUAUUUACUAACAAUUGUAUUAUAUUAUUAAUUAAUUUCUACCAUUCACUAUUUAUUUACACAGUCAUUUUAUAGACCGUUAUUUAGUAAUAGUUUAGUGUUAUAU
Achroia grisella is the source of this 1799-nucleotide messenger RNA. RefSeq names its product retinoid-inducible serine carboxypeptidase-like. Gene Ontology annotation, molecular function: serine-type carboxypeptidase activity. The record is from RefSeq and is a predicted model, not a curated record. Gene Ontology annotation, biological process: proteolysis. Bases 89 to 1363 code for a protein of 424 amino acids. The transcript is spliced from 9 exons. Lineage: Eukaryota; Metazoa; Arthropoda; Insecta; Lepidoptera; Pyralidae.